Messenger RNA from Torulaspora delbrueckii, 1581 nucleotides. RefSeq names its product Thp3p (gene THP3). Lineage: Eukaryota; Fungi; Ascomycota; Saccharomycetes; Saccharomycetales; Saccharomycetaceae. The coding region runs from base 1 to 1581 and encodes 526 amino acids. The record is from RefSeq and is a predicted model, not a curated record. The transcript has a single exon. Gene Ontology annotation, cellular component: nucleus.
AUGGAUGCAACGUAUAACAAGGUAAACCCUGUGAGCUUGGGCCAAAAUAGAAAGAAUAGAGAUGCAAAGAAACGGAAGAAGGAGAGCACAGUGUCUAAAGGCGGAAAGAUUCCUAUGCCUCCUGCUUUCCCCCCACCAAGUGCGCCUCCAGUGCCACCUCCUUCACAAUUCCUACCAUCGCAACUUCCGGGCGUAUUGGCCCCAAGCGGAGCAGGUAUUUCGUCUUUUCAAGAGCCCUUACAGCCCUGGAAAAGUAACAUGGAAGGUUCUCUCCCGAACAAUGGUUUACCAGGUGUACCUACAAUGAGUCCUUUUUUCUUCAAUAACGGUAUGAACUUUCACCCAAAUGAUAGUGGGCUGCCUGUAGUACCGAAACCGGAAAAAUCAGGAACAAUCUCACCUAAUCCGAGCUUCUUCCCUUACUUGAACAAUACUAGCAGCAUGCCACAAACAGGCCUUCAUGGUGUAUGGAAUGGACUGAAUCAGGCAACUCGAUCAACUCCUAAAUCAUCACUUGGUAAUGAUGGAAGAAAGAGAAAGAGUAGUAAAACGAAGAAUCACAGAAUGAUUAAUGUCGAGACCAAUUCAAUGUCCUCCGUAGAAGAGAUAGAAAGAAGAAGGAAAAGAGCAGAGAGAUUCAAUAGCUCUCAGAAUAGUAGAAGCUCCACCGCCUUGGACGAUGAGGAGAAUUUUGCAAAUUUAAACGCCAUCAGCACAAAGUCUCAUAAAUACGACAAGAACAAGCGCAUUGUGGGCCGUUGUCAAUCGUUGGAAAAAUCUUAUCUCAGAUUGACAUCAGAGCCGAACCCCGACUUGGUACGGCCACUAAACGUCUUGAAGAAGACCUACAGCAUGCUCAUGAAAAAGCAUCAAAAGCGGCAAGCGAGUUACCAGUAUCUAUGUGACCAAUUCAAAUCGAUGAGACAAGAUUUGAGAGUCCAGAUGAUCGAGAAUCAGUUUGCUGUGAAAGUUUACGAGUCCCAUGCUCGAAUAGCUUUGGAAAAUGGUGAUAUAGGAGAGUUUAAUCAAUGUCAAAGUAGAUUGAUAACAUUGUUUGAACUUCCUAGUAUCAAACCAUCAUGUCUUGAAGAAUUCACAAGCUAUAGAGUGCUAUAUUACAUGUUAACGGAAGAUAAUGGCUCCAUCAACACGCUGAGGCUAAAAUUGAUGACGGAGAACCAAGCAGUCUUCAACAACGCUCUAGUUCAAACAGCCUUCACGCUAGCACACGCACGGUUAAUGGGUAAUUACCAUCAAUUCAUGAGGAUGUACUCUGCAAUGAAAAGUCUUGGUAAAAAAUUGGUUGAUGCUUUUAUCGAAAAAGAGAAAUUGAAGUCCCUCGUAGUAAUCUGUAAAAGUUACAAUCAAAUCAAUUUGGACUUCUUGAUUAAAGAACUACAAUUCAAAGAUGGCGGGGAGAUGACGGAGUUUUUCAGGCGUACAAACAUUCAGAAAUAUGUUAUCAUAAAGAACCCUGGUGAAACUAACGAAUUUCAGUACCUAGAUACAAGAGCGUGUCGCCUUCCUAUUCUCCAACAAUAUUUUCAUUCGAAAAAGAUAGAUAUCAAAGGCCAGCAAUAA